Messenger RNA from Cotesia glomerata, 3001 nucleotides. RefSeq lists its product as uncharacterized. Bases 227 to 3001 code for a protein of 924 amino acids. The transcript is spliced from 3 exons. Lineage: Eukaryota; Metazoa; Arthropoda; Insecta; Hymenoptera; Braconidae. The record is from RefSeq and is a predicted model, not a curated record.
GCAAUUGCAUCAAGAAGAGCCAGAAGAUACACGAGCUGAACGCAAUGAAGUCAGAAGAUUAGAACAACGACAAUCACGCCGUUUCACAGUCAAUAGACGAAGAACAAAUAACCAACAACGACAACAGGAACAUCGAGCAUUUAUAUCUGAUUCAUUCCUGCGUCUAGCAUUCCAGUAUGAGCCCGAUAUUGAAUAUUAUGCUCAUUCAAAAGUGGUAAUUGGUGCUAUGGACAAGGAAUGUCCGCAUUGUCAUGCUCUGAAAUUCAAAAAUGAGCCAGCUGGGAUGUGUUGCGCGUCAGGAAAAGUGCAACUACCUGAAAUUGAAACACCACCUGAACCAUUGAACGGCUUACUUAUCGGCACGGAUCCAGAUUCUAACGUGUUCCUGAAGUCAAUUAGAAGAUUCAAUUCAUGCUUUCAAAUGACAUUGUUCGGAGCAACAGAAAUAGUUCGAAAUACUAAUACAAAUGGUCAACAAUUCAAUUCUACAUUCAAAAUCAGAGGCCAAGUUUAUCUUAAAAUGGGCUCACUGCUGCCAAUGCCAAACAAACCACAUAAAUUCUUACAAAUCUACUUUAUGGGCGGCGAGGAUUCCGGAAGCGCACUUGCCAAUCGCGUGAAUGCACGUUGUGAUUAUAAUAACCUUGAUUCACUUUAUGCCAGGCGCAUCGUCAGCGAGCUAGAUGCUCUUUUGAACGAGCACAACGAGUUGUUGAAAAUAUUCAAAUCACAUAUGCACCAAUUACAAAGCGAUAAUCACGCUAUCGUCAUUAAUCCUGAUAAAACACCAGCUGGAGAGCAUAUUCGUAGAUUCAAUGCACCCGUUGUUGAUGAUGUUGCUGGAAUCAUGGUUGGCGAUUGUACAGCUGCACGAGAAAUUGUGAUUCGUAGAAGAAAUAAUAAUCUUCAGUUCAUUGCUGACACACAUCGUUCAUAUGACGCUCUCCAAUAUCCGCUAAUAUUCUGGAAGGGACAAGACGGAUAUUGCAUAAACAUAAAACAACGAGAUCCCGUAUCAGGAGCUGAAACAAACAAGAACGUUAGCUCAAAGGAUUAUUAUGCGUACCGAUUAAUGAUUAGACGUGGCCUGGAAAACGUCAUUUUACGAUGUCGUGAGCUUUGUCAACAAUUCAUGGUCGACAUGUACGCGAAGAUUGAGAGCGAACGACUACGAUACUUACGAUAUAAUCAACAAAAGCUGCGCGCGGAAGAGUACAUUCAUUUGCGAGACGCUAUCAACAACAACGCUGACGUCGCCGAAAUUGGUAACCAUGUCAUUUUACCAUCAUCGUACGUAGGCAGUCCACGUCAUAUGCAAGAAUAUAUACAGGAUGCUCUGACUUUCGUGCGCGAAUAUGGACGACCAUGUUUAUUUAUCACGUCCACAUGUAAUCCAAAAUGGCCAGAGAUUACAUCUUUGCUACUGCCUGGCCAAAAUGCAAUACAUCGCCAUGACAUUACAGCACGUGUGUUCAGACAAAAGUUGAAGUCUUUAAUAAGUUUCAUUACUAAAUCACAUGUAUUUGGUCCCACACGUUGCUGGAUGUAUUCGGUUGAGUGGCAAAAGCAAGGAUUACCUCAUGCACACAUUUUGGUUUGGUUCAUCGACAAAAUCCGUCCUGAAGAAAUCGAUAGUAUCAUUUCUGCGGAAAUUCCAGAUCCAUCCACUGACCAACUGCUGUUUGAUAUUGUUACAACAAACAUGAUUCAUGGUCCAUGUGGUACUCUUAAUAGUUCAUCGCCUUGCAUGGCUGAUGGAAAAUGUACUAAAAAUUUCCCUAAAGAUUUUACCAAUGAUACGGCCACAAAUGUCGACGGAUACCCAAUAUAUCGUCGAAGAAAUCCUGAAAAUGGCGGACAAUCAUUUAUUAAAAAUAUCAUCAACACAGACAUUGAUAUUGACAAUCGUUGGGUGGUGCCAUAUUCGCCUCUGCUGAGCAAGACAUAUAAUGCUCAUAUUGAGUUCUGCAGUUCUGUGAAGAGCAUCAAAUACAUUUGCAAGUAUGUCCAUAAAGGCAGUGAUAGGGCUGUGUUUAGAGUGGAAAAUACUAAUGUGAAUGCUCCUCCAGUGAAUAAAAACGAUGAAAUAACGCUCUACCAAAUUGGUCGGUACAUUGGUCGGUAUACAUUGGUCGGUACAGCUCCGAUGAAGCUGCUUGGCGUAUCUUUGGUUUUCCAAUUCAUGAACGGGAUCCAGCAGUUGUUCAAUGAUUUUGGUGCCUUUGCACGAACAUUACUCUAUUCACAAGUACCACACUAUUUCACAUGGACUCAAACAAAAACAUGGAUGCCUUGCAAGCAAGGCUCACCAGUUGCUGCAUGUCUCAAUUUAUUCAAAUCAAACGCCUUGGGGCGAUUAUUUACAGUCAAUCCAAGACACACGGAGUGCUUUUAUCUUCGACUGUUAUUGGUUAAUGUUACUGGCCCAUUAUCAUUUCAAGAUAUACGUAAAGUGAAUGGGCAACAAUAUCCAACGUAUAAAGAUGCAUGCCUUGCACUCGGCUUGCUGGAAAACGACAACCAGUGGGAAUGCAUGCUUGCUGAAGCUGCAUUGAACUGUACAGCAAUACAAAUUCGUCUACUAUUCGCUAUAGUGUUGACUACAUGUUUCCCAGCCCGAGCACAGAUAUUAUGGGAAAAUCAUAAAGAUUCAAUGACUGAUGAUAUAUUGCAUCAACAUCGUAUACGGUGCCACGAUCUAACCAUAACAUUCAGCGACGAAAUGUACAAUGAAGCAUUGAUUGCUAUUGAGGAUCUUUGCAUUGUCAUUGCCAACUUACCACUUAGUAAUUUCGGUAUGAAUUCGCCAAAUCGAACUGCAUCUGAUUUAAUGAAUACUGAAAUGAAUCGUGAACUGCAGUACAGUACUGUAGAAAUGGCAGCGAUUGUUGCCCGCAAUGUCCCACUAAUGAAUGAGGAACAAAGAACCAUUUAUGAUCGCAUUAUGCUCGCAGUUUCAGCUGGACAAGGUGGGUUGAAACGACCAUGGCCACUGUGCUGA